Messenger RNA from Eriocheir sinensis (Chinese mitten crab), 2262 nucleotides. RefSeq lists its product as uncharacterized. Gene Ontology annotation, molecular function: sequence-specific DNA binding. Gene Ontology annotation, cellular component: snRNA-activating protein complex. Gene Ontology annotation, biological process: snRNA transcription by RNA polymerase III; snRNA transcription by RNA polymerase II. The transcript has 5 exons. The record is from RefSeq and is a predicted model, not a curated record. The coding region runs from base 25 to 1023 and encodes 332 amino acids. Lineage: Eukaryota; Metazoa; Arthropoda; Malacostraca; Decapoda; Varunidae.
CUAUUGGAAAGUGCUGACGACUUGAUGGCAGAUGAUCCUCACACACCUCCUGAAGAUUUUGAAGAUGACACCUCAGAUGAACUUUAUAUACCUCCCAAAUGUUUUGAGCCUAUCAGUUCAGAUGACUCUGACUCUGAUAGUAAAAACAAUAUCAAGAAAUUAAAAACAGGCUUGGUUGAUACCAUAGAUGAAAGUGAAGACAGAUCAAGGUGCAAAGGAAGAUUUCCUUUGAAAAGAUCAAGAUUUAGAAGGAAACAUAUAAAACACAAGAAAAGCCACUUAUUAAGAGAAAAAAAAGAAAUUGAAAAAAGUGUUGAAAUACCAGUACUAAGAAAAAGAUGCCAAAAGCCUUCUGCAGGAGCAAAUUCCAUCAUUGGUUACUGGUACAUUGCUUCUGGCUUUACAAAGGACCUGACUGCUCUGUUCAAGGCUUUUAAUGAGCUGGAUAGCUGGAGAUUCAGUGCCUUUGCAUCCUGCUGGCAGAAGUUGAAGUUUUCCCUCAUAUACAGAGGACGUGAAAGUUUCAAAGAGCUGUUGGAGUUCACUGAAGAAAUUUGUUUCUGGACCAAGAAGUUUACGUCCCCGAUUCAUGACUCCAAGUGGAGAGUUGGGGCGCUCUAUACACUCUACAGCCUCUACCAUAAACACCCCCUGAAACAUACUUACAAGAUCAGGCUGGAGGUUGAUGAGUAUGAGCAUUUGGAAAAUCUUGCCAGAAGUUUUCAGAAUAGUGCAGAAAAUCCUGAUCCAGCUUACAUUUUCUACAAGUUGAAGGCUGAUGGAGUGUUGUAUUAUGUGGCCACAGCAGAUGAGAUGGGGCAUACCUUCUACUCGUCAGAGAGGCAGCAGGACGUCAUGAACUAUGAGGUGCAGUGGGUUCUUCGUGAGCACUCUGCCAACACCAUUUUUCCUGAGCAGGAUCGGAACAUUCAGAAGAUGCUCAUGGAAGAGUAUGAAAAUGUAAAAUCUCAGUUAUGGGGUAAGUCUUCAGAGCUCUUAAGAAUGUUUUCGUCCCCAAGGUAAGGUACUUUUACAAUGAAGAAUUAUUCAGAGCCAUAGAUAGGCACCACUACAUGUGUGUGCAGUACUCUUAUUCUAUUACAAUAUCUGUGAUGCUGUUGAGAAAAAAAGGCUGUUCCUGUCAAAGUGAACACUGUUAAAGUUAAAGGGUUUUUAAACAAAUUUAGAGUAAGAUAAUACAAGGCAACUAACCUUAGCACUUUUAUAUCUUUAUCAACCAUAACAUGUAUGGGGAGGUGGUGACUGAGUGGUUAGCAUGCCAGCGCCACGUCUGGGAGAUCCAGGAGGGACACUGGUUCGAAUCCUGGCCGCCACACAGCUGGGAUUUUUCAGUCACUGCCGAGUGGCCUAAGACUACCCACAUGCUGCCCUGAAGACCACCUAUCAACCCGGACUCUAGAUCACCUCUCCAAAGAGAGUCUGAAAGAUGAGCUCUGGGGGGCAGUAUGAGCCAAAAUAAGAUGGCACCGCUAUAAACACUCGCCUGCACCACAACGGGCUGGGGUGACCAUCAGGCCCCAUCAGUGAAAAAGCCUAAUGGCGCAAUAGGCCAUGACGUAAAAAAAAAAAAAAAAAAAAAAAAUAGUGCACAUCAUCAUCCCAUUUAUUUGCAUCAUUCAUUCAUCUUUGAUGCCUGCUCCUAGGAGCUCCUAGCAGGGGAUGGCCACAGCAGAAGAGUUUCCAUCUCUCUAUCCAGACACUCCUUCCUUACCUGCUGAAAGUUUCUCACAGACUGUUCACCCCUCUCUUAUAUAUUUGCAUCUAAUGUUUUCAAAGCUGCCAUUCUGUCACAGUGAAAGUAAAAUGCAAACAUAAUUAGUUUUCUCAAGGUUUACUGAUGCAUCACAUUUAGGAGCAUACAAGUUGACAUUAUCCAGUAUAGCCCGGGAUCGCUAAGUUUCAAGCCAGGUGGGCUGAUCAUUGCAUCAUAAUGCACCUGAUGAAACAGCAAUCAAGUAGGCAAAUUGCUGUGUGAAACUGUUUUACACCCCUGGCUAAAUUAAGAGUGACUAGAGUAACCUUCUUUAACCUCUAAAGGACAGGCUAGAGGCGAUUUUCUGCUCCUAAGCCUGUGCUGUGUCGAUAAAUUUUGGCGAAGUAGGUGCUCUUCAUCAAUACCCUGUGUGGCAAUUUCAGAUAAAUACGUAAUAGUUCAUAGUGCAUUUUCACCCUCAAUCUUUCAUCUACAUAAUGAAACAAACUAGACGUCCCCUUCCGCACCCCGCCUUUCUCCGCCCAAAC